AAAUGUCUGUACAAUCAUAACUGCUUGUUUGUUUUUUUUAUGACACUAAAAUUAGUGUAUUUGUAUACAUAAGAACUUUACUGUGACGAAUUUUGAAGCAUUAAUUAAUUCUAUAACUAUUUUUGGAAACUGACUAAUGUAGGCCAAGACGACAAAGCCGAGGCUGUUAAACAUUAAAAAAACGGAUGACGAUGACAUGAGUUUUCGAUAGAUUUUGCGAAAAAGUCAGAUUUGGCUGUAUGGCUUAGUUCCUUCGCAUAUCCCAAUAUCGAAAUAGUACCUUCUUCUUGGUCUGUGACUAUAAGAUAAGCAAAAACUUUACUCUUUGGGUAUAUUGUUAUUGUUUAUUAAUUAAUUUAAUUUUCUGUGUGAUUCGGGGGGAUGUUUAUUAAUGUAAUAUUUCCUAAUCAUUGUAAACACCAAAGAAAAUUUAAAGAGUAAAACACGAGGACAUUAUUAAUAUGAAUGAAGCUUCUAAUGACUCCAUUACUUCAACUUCUGAAAGCAGAAAGGAUUUUGUGGUAUCUCAGAAACAUGGUACGGAUUUGGAUGAAGAAAUAUCGGCCCGUAUGACGGCAUCUUAUAGUGAAAUAUCUUUCCAUUCUGAUCAAGACGGUGGCACUAUAAUCAAUGAGGAACAGAAAACGGCUGGACCAUCAAGGCCAUAUGAUUUACCUUCGGAACAUCGUAAACAAGAAAAAUUUCCUUUAGACAUGGAUGGACAUGUCCGCUACGAAGGCGACAUGACACAUUAUGUUGCUGAUGAUUUAGAAUUUAAAAUAAAGCUUUCUAGUCCUGUUACAAAACGAGGUGAUACUCCUGUAUUUGGUAGUUCAAGUGCUUCAAGAUCGAGCACUCCAUCUGGAAAACUUUAUAGGCAAAUUUUAGCACCACAAAUAGGGCAAAUUGACAUAACUGUUUUAAAUGAUCUCGAAUAUGAAGCCCAAAAAAUUGCACAGUCUGUAGAUAAUUUAAUAGAAAAUUUGUCUAGUAUUUUACAUUCUAAUUCUUCACUGACGGCUGAAAAUAUGGAAGUUUAUAAAGAUGCUGUUGGUAAAACAUGUGAUGCUAUGGAUAAUAAUAUUAAAAGCAUGUAUACUAUUCUUGCCAAAGGUGAAGAGGUUUCACAAGCUAUGGUCCCUGUACAAGCACAAGCUGCAAGGAUUACAGAAAUCAAGAGAUUACUUCAAAUUUUUGAAAAUAACUUCUAAGUGUAAUUACAAUUUUGUUAUAACAUCAAUAUUUUUAAAUAUAUGAUUAUUUCAGGAGUAGACUUAUAGUGCAAUAACAAUAUGCAAAGUUUAAUGGACACAUUUUUCAUUAAAAUAAUGUUACUACAUUUUGAAACACAUGAAGACUGUGUAAUUUUACAUGACUGCCCAAAAAGAAGUGUGUUUCGGGUUAAUGUAUUUGAUUAAAAAUAUACUUGUUUCUUAUAUUUUCAUGCAUACUACUCAUUAUAUAAAACUGCUUCAUGAAAAAAGAUGUUAUUUUUAAACAAAUUAAAUAAUUACAUUACUAUUAAACCAUACAACCAUAUUUAUUAAUUAAAAAUGUGAUUUAUGCCUUAUCUCUUUGGAAUUCUGCAUUCGGAACUGAAAAAGACAAAAAAAAUGCCAAAACUUGAGA
Messenger RNA from Diatraea saccharalis (sugarcane borer), 1629 nucleotides. Lineage: Eukaryota; Metazoa; Arthropoda; Insecta; Lepidoptera; Crambidae. The record is from the annotation of a GenBank genome assembly.